AUGACUCUUAUUUAGGAGAAGGCUCCUAAGGCUAUUAAAUCUAUCAACCUUGAUUUAUUGACAGGCAAAAUUGUUGCUUGUGAUGCUAGUAUGGCAAUAUAUUAGUUCUUGAUCGCAACUCAAACAAUGAAACAAGGAAUGGGAAUCGGUGAAUUGCGCGAUUCAGAGGGAAAUCUGACUGGGCAUUUGGUGGGACUCUUCCAUCGAACUAUCUAAUUCAUGGAGAACGGAGUGAAACCCAUUUGGGUUUUUGAUGGAAAGCCACCUGAACUAAAGUCUUACGUACUCGAUUAAAGAAAGGAGAACAAAGAGAAGGCUGAAGAAGAGAAAUAGACAUUAAUUGACGCGGGAGAUUUAGAGGGCGCCAAGAGAAUGGCUGGCAGAUCAGUAAGAGUUACCCCAGAAAUGAUGGAAGAUGCAAAGAAAUUACUUAGAAUGAUGGGAACACCAGUGAUUGAAGCUCCAGGAGAAGCUGAAGCAUAAUGUGCUAUAAUUGUGAAACUUGGUUUGGCAUAUGCAACAGCUAGUGAGGAUAUGGACUCUCUUACUUUUGGCACCAAUGUGCUUUUAAGAGGUUUCAACAGUAAGAAAGAACCAAUCAUCCAAAUUGAACUAGACUAAGUCCUCCAAGGAUUCUAAUUAGAUCAAGAAUAGUUCAUUGACCUUUGUAUCCUUUGCGGAUGUGAUUACACCACUAAUAUUCCAGGAGUCGGCCCAGUUAAGGCGUUCAAGUACAUCAGUGAGGAGGGAGGCACCAUUGAAAAUGUCAUAAAGAGAAUUGAGAAAGAAAAUGAUGAUCCCAAGAAAAAGAAGAAGUACACAAUCCCAGAGACUUUUUACUUCAAAGAAGCUAGAGAAUUAUUCAAGAUUCCAUCUGCUAUUCAUGAUAAAGCAGUAUUGGAGCCUUAGAUGAAAUGGAACAAGCCUGAUGAGGAGGCCCUUAAGGAAUUUCUAGUUGAGAGAAAAGGUUUCUAGGAUAUCAAAGUGGAGAACGGUAUUAAGAAACUCAAGGCAACAGCAGGAAAGACUAAUUAAGCCAGAUUAGACUGUUUCUUCAAGGCAGGAGCUCCUAAGACCUCUACCACAUCUAGUAAAGAUAAAAAGCCAGCCACUAAAUAGACGGGAGGACUCUAGUUUAAUAAUAAGAAGAGCAUGCCAGCUAAGGCAAAAUGA
This is a messenger RNA of Stylonychia lemnae, 1173 nucleotides long. The record is from the annotation of a GenBank genome assembly. Lineage: Eukaryota; Ciliophora; Spirotrichea; Sporadotrichida; Oxytrichidae.